AUGCAGCAGCAUGUGCCGGCGCCGGCCAAGGCUGAGGCCCAAGGCCCCAGUCGCCAAUCGCCCGUUGUCGUCCUGACCGACAGCCUGGAAAAGCCCUCGCUGGACGACCGCGAUUACCGGGUCGUACGCCUGGACAACGAGCUCGAGGCUCUGCUGGUUCACGAUCCCGAGACGGACAAGGCCAGCGCCGCCCUUGACGUCAAUGUGGGCAACUUCAGUGAUGAGGAUGGAAUGCCGGGCAUGGCACACGCCGUUGAGCAUCUCCUGUUCAUGGGCACGAAGAAGUUCCCCAUCGAGAAUGAGUACAGCCAAUACCUCUCUGCCAACUCCGGCAGCUCCAAUGCGUAUACAGCCGCCACAUCGACCAACUACUACUUCGACGUCGCUGCCAAACCGGCCAAUGACCAAGACCCGUCAGAUACCAAUCCCUCGCCACUCCGUGAGGCCCUCGAUCGCUUUGCGCAGUUCUUUAUAGAGCCGCUCUUUUUGUCCAGCACCUUGGACAGGGAGCUUAAAGCUGUUGACUCGGAGAACAAGAAGAAUCUGCAAAAUGACACUUGGCGCUUGCACCAGCUCGACAAGUCUCUGUCAAACCCUAAGCACCCUUACUGCCACUUUUCCACUGGCAAUCUAGAGGUGCUCAAGACUCUCCCUGAAGCCAGUGGGGUCAAUGUCAGAGACAAAUUCAUCGAGUUUCAUGCUAAGCACUACUCGGCCAAUCGUAUGAAGCUCGUCAUCUUGGGUCGAGAGCCUCUUGAUGUGCUCCAGAAAUGGACAGUCGAGUUCUUCUCUGGCAUUGCCAACAAGAAUCUAGCCCCCAACAGAUGGACAGAUGAGCUUCCAUUCCGAGAGAGCGACAUCGGUAUUCAGUGGUUCGCAAAGCCAGUCAUGGACACCAGGGAGCUGAACCUGUGCUUCCCCUUCAUUGACGAGGAGCACUUGUACGAGUCCCAACCUAGUCGAUAUUGCUCUCACCUCAUUGGCCAUGAGGGACCCGGCAGUAUCAUGUCAUAUAUCAAAAACAAGGGCUGGGCUAAUAGCCUAUCUGCCGGCGCUUACCCAAUCUGCCCCGGCACGCCAGGUGUCUUUGAAGUCCAGAUCCGACUGACUGAAGAGGGCCUUAAAGUAUACCCUCAAAUUAUCAACAUCUUUUUCCAGUACAUAGCUCUCCUGCGCGAGGCUCCUCCUCAGGAAUGGAUUUUCCAGGAGCAAAAGGGCAUGGCCGACGUGGACUUCAAGUUCAGACAAAAGACUCCAGCUAGCCGGUUUACCAGCAGAGUCAGUUCUGUGAUGCAAAAGCCUUUGCCGCGAGAGUGGCUGUUGAGUGCCCACAGCCGCCUGCGUGCCUUUGACUCCAAACUUAUUGAGCAGGUCUUGUCCAAGAUUCAGCCAGACAAUCUUCGUCUUUCCGUGGUGUCACGCACUUUCCCGGGCACUUGGGACAAGAAGGAGAAGUGGUAUGGUACAGAGUAUUCGUGUGAACAGAUUCCAGCGGAUCUUAUGGAUGAUUGGAGGCGUGCCAUGGCUAUUCCCAGCCACAACCGACUGCCAGAGCUACACUUACCUCACAAGAACAACUUCAUUCCCAGCAAGCUCGAGGUGGAGAAGAAGGAAGUGUCAGAGCCCGCUUUGUCUCCUCGGAUCCUGCGAAACGACGCAGAGGCUCGAACUUGGUGGAAGAAGGAUGAUACCUUCUGGGUUCCCAAGGCGAAUGUCAUUGUGAGCCUGAAGAAUCCCAUCAUUUAUGCCUCUGCUCAGAGCAGCGUCAAGGCCCGACUGUUUACGGAGCUGGUGCGAGAUGCAUUGGAGGAAUACUCGUACGAUGCAGAGCUUGCCGGGCUUGAGUACACAGUAUCUAUGGAUUCUAGAGGCUUGUUCCUCGACAUUUCAGGAUAUAACGAUAAGCUUCCAGUUCUUCUUGAGCAGGUCACUGCGAGCCUGAGAGACAUCUCGAUCAAAGACGCUCGCUUUACUAUUGUUAAGGAGCGUCUUACUCGUGGAUACGACAAUUGGCAGCUCCAGUCUUCGUAUCAGCAAGUGGGAGAUUACACAUCUUGGCUCAAUGCCGAGUGUGACUAUCUGGUAGAGGAGCUUGCCGUAGAACUACGAGAUGUCACUGCGGAUGACGUUCGGCAGUUUCAGAAGCAAAUGCUGGCCCAGAUGCAUAUCGAGGUCUAUGUACACGGAAACAUGUAUAAGAGUGACGCCCUGAAACUGACGGAUAUGGUCGAGUCUAAUCUGAAGCCCCGCGUCUUGCCCAAGUCUCAGUGGCCCAUCAUCCGUUCGCUCAUCUUACCUGCCGGGUCCAACUACGUCUACAAGAAGACGCUGAAAGACCCCGCAAACGUCAACCACUGCGUUGAAACAUGGCUAUAUGUUGGCGACAGGGGCGACCGAGUACUUCGCGCAAAAACUCUCCUUAUUGACCAAAUGAUGCACGAGCCCGCAUUCGACCAGCUCAGGACGAAAGAGCAGCUUGGAUACAUUGUCUUUGCCAGCAUCCGGAAUUUCGCCACCACCUGCGGCUUCCGCUUCUUGAUUCAGAGCGAGAGGACUCCCGAUUACCUGGAUAGGCGCAUCGAGGCCUUUUUGGUCCGAUUUGGAGAGACUCUCCAGAAGAUGACGGAUACUGAGUUUGAGGGCCACAAGCGAAGCUUGGUUAUCAAGAGACUCGAAAAGCUGCGUAAUCUCGAUCAAGAGACUUCAAGACAUUGGGCCCAUAUUUCUAAUGAAUACUAUGACUUUGAGCAAGCCCAGGAAGAUGCUGCCCACGUGAAGCCACUCACAAAGGCCGAAAUGCUGAGCUUCUUCGACAAAUACUUUAGCCCAUCUUCCACUAGUCGAGCCCGCCUUUCAGUUCACUUGUAUGCUAGGGGAUCCAGCGAAGUGGAUUUGAAGAUUGAGCUGGGGCUGCCUCAAACCUCUCCUGAAGUUGAGGGAACAGCUAGCGACAUUGCAUCAGCCAUAGACGCGGCAGUAGAGAUUACCGACGGCCGACAGUACAAGGCUGGUCUUCAGGCAAGCUCUGGUGCUCGCCCCGUUAAGGAGCUUACCGAGUUCGAGGAGGCUGAUUCAAAGCUUUGA
Molecule: messenger RNA, 3084 nt
Organism: Trichoderma virens Gv29-8
Lineage: Eukaryota; Fungi; Ascomycota; Sordariomycetes; Hypocreales; Hypocreaceae
Exons: 5
Coding region: 1-3084 (1027 amino acids)
Biological process (GO): peptide catabolic process
Cellular component (GO): mitochondrion; cytosol
Molecular function (GO): metal ion binding; metalloendopeptidase activity
Source: RefSeq, a predicted model, not a curated record